Messenger RNA from Lodderomyces beijingensis, 1941 nucleotides. The record is from the annotation of a GenBank genome assembly. NCBI's taxonomy places the organism in Eukaryota, Fungi, Ascomycota, Pichiomycetes, Serinales, Debaryomycetaceae.
AUGAGUUCCAACAAGAUAACAAGAGUGAGAACCGGUUGUUGGACGUGUAAGAAGCGGUACGUUUUUUUUCUUUUUUUUUUUUUUUUUGUCAAUCUAAAAUACUCGGUUUUAGUUUAGAGACAGGAUGGGGAUAUUUUGGUUGAUACUAACGAUAUAUGUAGACACCGGAAAUGCGAUGAAAGUAAACCAGUUUGCAAAAAUUGUUCUAGCACCAAUAGACAUUGUGAAGGAUACGACAUUAGAGUCUCGUUUGACAUUUUCCAGCACGAUCGCCAAGCGGGUGUGAAGAAACCAAAGAGUAAAGCUUUGCGGCACAGGGACAAGAUCAACGAUGAGCAUACAGCACUGCGACAUGACUCGUUGCCUCGAGAACACUUGUCUGCGAGUCUGAAUGAUGACGAGGGAAUUGAACAGGAGCACCAAGAUGAGCAGGAACAGGAGCAUGAACAUGAACGAAGCAGCGUUGAACCAGUCACGUCGAGCACAAAUUUGAACUACUUUAGCAGCGACUUGUUUGAAGAUCUCCAGACAUUGCUAUCAUCCGCAUUCAACGAAAAGCCCAAACCAGAUAAUCUCGAGCCUGGAGCCAGAUCAUUGACGCCGCCAAGUAUUGACCAACUCAACUUUGACUCUGAGAUAAUAAACUUUAUAGACAAGUCCAAGAUCUUUGAUGAAAGCCACAAGGAACUAUUGAACAGCCCUGAAAAUCAACAUGAAGGAGAUACGCCCAUUGCUGCACCAGAUGCAAACUCGCUUUUUGCCAUGAGCCAUCAGGAAGAGAAUAUGAUGUUGAAACACUUUUUCAAGAAACUACUCCCGUUGCUUGAUGGCCACCCGAAAUCGCCGUGGCCAGACUUGGCGUUGAAGUACUGUGAUUUUGACAUUGCGCGAAGCUGUUUUAUUUCGCUAGCUUGUGUCCACAUGUACGAAAGUCGAGCUGGCGGCAAUGAAUAUUACCAGAAAGGGUUGGCGCACAUCAACAAUACCAUGGACCAUUUGAUCCGGUAUAUCCGCGAAAAUGCAAACAAGGUCAAUGGACAAAAUGCAGACAGAAGCACCCUAAGCAAAGAGAAAGAUACAAGCAAGAAACAUAUCAGCUACUUUGUGAUUUUGGUCUUGAUGAAUGUCCACAUAUUGUUUGCCGUUGUUGAAAAGGGCAAAAGUUCCAUGGCGCGGGAUUUCUUCAAAGUGUUUGCUGGCAUAUGCAAAGAUGAAGAGUUUUUCAACGAUAUCUUGUCGCAAAAUAGCAAACAAAAGUCAUUGUUGAUUGUACUCAGUUGGUACGACACUGUUAGUGCAAUUGUCUCGCCCGACUGUCGCUUGCCAUAUUGCAUGCCGCUGUGGUACGGCACAGUACGCGAUGAAAUAUCGUCAUCUAAAAUGAUGGGCUGCCCCGGUGAGAUUUUCAUGGCCAUGUCCGAAGUAUGUACAUUGAGACAUAAAAAGUUUCACGGAAUCUUGACAACCGAAGAUAAAUCUAGAGCCUAUCAGAAUAUCAAAUACAAACUAAUGAGCUACCGUGACUAUGUGCCUACUUAUGACGAAGAGGCAAGCGAAGAUUACAUGAACAGAAUGAAGUGCGCCUUGUGCUGGUCGAUUGCAGUGUGGAUCACCCUCAUUAGAGUCUGUGAGCCAGUGGAGGCACAAGCCAUCACGAGCAAACUACUUGCUGAAUUCAUCGACAUUUACGGCCAGAUGGACUCGAAAUCGGCCAUAUUGACCCAAAUGGUUUGGCCCAUGUAUGCCAUUGGCUGCGAGUGCAAAACCGAAUUUGAAAGGAGUCACAUGUUGAUAUUCAUUGACGCGCUAUACGAAAACACCAAAAUGGGCACGAUCCACUCACUAAGGGAGGUUGUGUUGAAAGUGUGGGAGACCAACAGUAGCCAAGAAGAAUAUCUACUAGAAUGGUUAUCAAAGGGCGUCGAUUACCUACCACUUUGA